ACGGACCUCGGCAACAUCGUCAUCGAGCUCAAGCCCGACUGGGCGCCCCUCGGCGUCGAGCGCUUCAAGGAGCUCAUCACCGUCGGCUUCUACGACGACGCGCGGUUCUUCCGCGUCGUGCCCAAGUUCAUCGUCCAGUUCGGCCUGAGCGGCGACCCGGCCCUGAACAAGAAGUACAAGGCGGCGAACCUCCAGGACGACCCCGUCGCCGUGUCGAACACGCGCGGCACGCUCGUCUUCGCGACGGCCGGCCGGAACACGCGGACGAGCCAGAUGUUCAUCAACUUCGGCAACAACGGCUUCCUCGACAAGCAGGGCUUCUCGCCCAUCGGCGUCGUCACCGAGGGCCUCGACAUCGCCGAGAAGCUCAACGCGGAGUACGGCGAGUCGCCGAACCAGGGCAAGAUCACGACGCAGGGCAACGAGUACCUCAAGGCCAACUUCCCGCGCCUCUCCUACAUCAAGAAGGCGUCCCUG
This is a messenger RNA of Aureococcus anophagefferens, 477 nucleotides long. RefSeq lists its product as hypothetical. NCBI's taxonomy places the organism in Eukaryota, Pelagophyceae, Pelagomonadales, Pelagomonadaceae. The annotation marks the transcript as partial. The transcript has a single exon. The record is from RefSeq and is a predicted model, not a curated record. Gene Ontology annotation, molecular function: peptidyl-prolyl cis-trans isomerase activity. Gene Ontology annotation, biological process: protein peptidyl-prolyl isomerization.